Molecule: messenger RNA, 2325 nt
Organism: Phyllostomus discolor (pale spear-nosed bat)
Lineage: Eukaryota; Metazoa; Chordata; Mammalia; Chiroptera; Phyllostomidae
Gene: BEGAIN
Product: brain enriched guanylate kinase associated
Exons: 6
Coding region: 73-2199 (708 amino acids)
Cellular component (GO): synapse
Source: RefSeq, a predicted model, not a curated record
AAGGGUUGGUAGCCCAAGGUGAACCCAGAGCUAGGGAGCCCGCCCCGCCAGGGCUCCCCCCGAGGCUGGGACAUGGGUGCAGGCCUGAGAGGGGACACUCACCGGAGCGCGGCCCUGCCACCAGUGGGGGGCUCGGUGCCACUGAUGAGCUCGGGGGCUCGGACCGACCAGCCAGGGCGGCAGAUGCACCGGCUGGGAGCCCCCCGCCCUGGUUCCUGCUCACCCACCCGGCCGCCUCGCCCAGGUGUCCCCGCGCCGGGUGGCGGCGGCCCCCACCCCUCUCUCGGCGAUGUGUGCCCUCGGGGGCCUGGCGCGGCCCCACCCCCCGAUCUGAGCAGCUGUGUCCUCUUCGCCCACAGGCUGCGCAGCCCCUGGGUGCCCUCGUGCCUCGGGCAGCCCCGCGUCCUGCAGGGCCGACUGGCCAGGUCCUCGCCCUCGCUCUGGGACAGCGCGCUGCAGGAGCAGAAGGGCGAGCUGCGCAAGCGGCUGUCCUACACCACGCACAAGCUCGAGAAGCUCGAGACCGAGUUCGACUCCACGCGCCACUACCUGGAGAUCGAGCUGCGGCGUGCCCAGGAGGAACUGGAGAAGGUCACGGAGAAGUUGCGCAGGAUCCAGAGCAACUACAUGGCGCUGCAGAGGAUCAACCAGGAGCUGGAGGACAAGCUGUACCGCAUGGGCCAGCACUAUGAGGAGGAGAAGCGGGCGCUGAGCCACGAGAUCGUCGCCCUCAACAGCCACCUGCUGGAGGCCAAGGUGACCAUCGACAAGCUGUCAGAGGACAACGAGCUCUACAGGAAGGACUGCAAUCUAGCGGCCCAGCUGCUGCAGUGCAGCCAGGCCUACGGCAGGGGCCACAAGGUGUCCGAGCUGCCCUCGGACUUCCAGGAGCGCGUGAGCCUGCACCUGGAGCAGCACGGCUGCAGCCUGCCCUCGCCGCUCUGCCGCCCGGCCUACGCCGACAGCGUGCCCGCCUGCGUCAUCGCCAAGGUGCUGGAGAAGCCGGACCCCGCCAGCCUGUCCUCCCGCCUGUCGGACGCCUCGGCCCGCGACCUGGCCUUCCGCGACCGGGCGGAGCAGCAGAGCCUCAGGCCCCCCUACAAGGGGGACGUCUACUGCAGCGACACCGCGCUCUACUGCCCCGAGGAGCCGCCGCGCGACCGGCGGCCCAGCGCGGACGCCUCGGUGACCGACGUGGGCUUCCUGCGGGCCCAGAACUCCACCGACAGCGCCGCCGAGGAGGAGGAGGAGGCCGAGGCGGCGGCCUUCCCGGCGGCCUUCGGGCGCGAGGCCUUCCCGGGCUACGCGGGCUCGCUGCCCACGUCCAGCUCCUACUCGAGCUUCAGCGCCACGUCGGAGGAGAAGGAGCAGGGCCAGGCCGGCGCGCUGGCCGCCUCCCAGCAGGCGCUCUACCUGAACAGCCGCGAGCCGCGGCUGCCGCGCCCGCCGCCCGCCGCCGCCGCCGCCGCCUACCCGGGCAGCCUGCGCUUCUCCAAGGCCGCGGCCGCGGCGGCGGCCCCGCUGGAGGCCGAGGUGGCCCCGGGGUUCGCGCGGACCUUGUCCCCCUACUCGGCCGAGCCCUACCGCUACCCGGCCUCCCCGGGCCCCCAGCAGGCCCUGGUGCCCCCAAACCUGUGGAGCCUGCGGGCCAAGCCGGGGUCGGCCCGGCUGCCCCGGGAGGAUGCGCGUGGCCAGUGGCGGCCCCUGAGCGUGGAGGACAUCGGCGCCUACUCCUUCCCGGUGGCCGCCAGGCGGGCCUCCCCCGGCAGCUUCCCGGAACGCUACUACAGCGGGGGCGGCCCGGGCCAGAAGGCCGAGGGCCGGGCCAGCCCUCUCUACGCCAGCUACAAGGCCGACAGCUUCUCGGAGGGCGACGACCUCUCCCAGGGCCCCCUGGCAGAGCCCUGCUUCCUGCGGGCUGGUGGCCCCAGCAGCCCGAGGCCCAGCUACUCGGCCAGCGAGGGCGACGGGGAGAGGCUCGGGGGGCACCUGUGCGGGGUGGCCGACAGCCCCGAGCCCGAGCACAGCCUGCACAGCUCCAGGGACUCCCUGGAGCCCAGCUCCAUGGAGGCGUCCCCCGAGAUGCGCCCCGCCGCCCGCCUGAGCCCCCAACCGGCCUUCCCGCGGACUGGGGGCUCGGGGCUGAGCCGCAAGGACAGCCUCACGAAGGCCCAGCUCUACGGGACCUUGCUCAACUGAGCGCCUCCCUGCGGGCUCAGGCCACGGAGCGCCGGGCCAUCCGCCCAGCACCCCAGGGGGCCUGCCCACCUGUCCCCAGACACCUGUCUCCUGGGCCCCGCCCGCAAGAGCCCCUCUCUCCCACCU